This is a messenger RNA of Paramuricea clavata, 509 nucleotides long. The record is from the annotation of a GenBank genome assembly. NCBI's taxonomy places the organism in Eukaryota, Metazoa, Cnidaria, Anthozoa, Malacalcyonacea, Plexauridae.
AUGCCAGAAGUUAUCAUUAACGAUCAAAAGGCUAAAGAAAAGAUGAAGAAAUACGCAGACAAAACUAGAAAUACUGGUAAUAUAAUAAUAUCAUACAACGAAGAAGGAACAAGUUCAGCACACCUUUCGAACCGAUACCAUACAUCGUAGAAGGAGCCAAUGGAACAAUGAUCACGCCAACGACCGAUCAAAGACGAAUAACGAGAAACAGCUCCUACUACAACUCUACAAGAAAGUCAAAACAACAGAUUAUGUACAUACGGAACCAACAGAUGAUCAAGUGCCUUGGAAUUUUGAAGCAGACGUGGGAAAUGGAAGCAUUUCAGAAACAGAAAUCAACACUUAUCUACCAGAAACCGAGCAAAUUGUUGAAGAGGAAUCCAGUCAAUCCACUGAGUCCCAACCAGUCUCGAUCAGACGAUCAACCACCAGCUAAUUUGCAUGUGGAGAAGUGGACGGUCUCGAAGAAAACCAGUGUGGACAAAAGACUACUAGUUAUAUUAGGAUAA